AGCGCGCAUGCUCCCACAACACCGUACAUUUCUCCUGAAUUGCACGUUUGAUACCCCGAGAAGCUACGCAUUAUGUGUAGCAACUGGGCGCAGCGCAUUUUCUGAAUCCGGUUCCGGCGUGGCGACGACACCGAUGUCCGUGCCCACAGACUGAUCACAGGGCUUUUACCCGAACAGCACUGAAUUGUAGCAGCUGAGAGACGGAUGCGGAGCGAGGGUUGCCAAACCCAAAGGAUUUCUCACGAUUUGCGGACUAGAAUGCUCAUCUAUAUGUGUCCCCAUGAACGGAUGACCACCUCCAAACAAACCUAUACUGAAAACUUUCAGCUCUCCAUUUGACGCGGGGGUGUUAUUGAGAUUUUUUUUGUUUUAAAAUCUGAUCCAAGAGCAGACAUCAUGCAGGUGCAAACUGUGGGCCAACGUUACUGAAAUGACUUGCUCGGCGCUGACGCGUUUCGUUGUGCCAUGCCAACCCCGCAUUGUCAGAUGCCAUUUUACUCUGCGUUACCCCAGCGUCUGGAAUUCCAACAUACUGGGCCUGUUGUGUAAUUAGAAGUUCGUGAGGCUGUAGCAAACUAGCUGGUGCAAUGAGAAGCUACGCUGUCCGCGACACUGUGCGCAAUUUGUGCUGAAGCUUAUGGGUCCUGCGUACUCUAGCUCCCGGCUUCCACUUGGAGAGGUGUGCUGCGGGGGUACGGCGCACUGGCUGUCGGCUUCACAUCUGGACCGCCUGGCUACUGUCAUCUGCGGCCUGUUCGGACCGUGCACUCCCUGAACUUGUAUGUUUGAGGGGAACUGACUGAGAUCGCCUCGGAUGGUGCGGUUUUAGGGAGAAGGCGUCGAUAUUUGGCCGGGACUUGACGUUAUCUGUGGUCCACUGGAACACCGUGGUCCAAAGCUAGACAGACUGACUCACUGAAUACUCAAGGAAAAAACGUUUAUCUAGCUAUGGAUUUUGCGUAGCGAAGUCGUGCAUUUUUUAAAGGCAACGCUAGAGUGACAUUGCAGUAUUCUCGUUACAUCGGGUAUUUCGUCGUCCGACAAAAAAAAAAAAUAAAAAAAUAUAAGAAUUAAAAAAAAAAAGAGUGAAAGUGGAGUAUUGUCCGUCGUACGUAUCAACGCAGUGGGAUUUCUACGUCUGGUCGGCGUCCCCCCCCACCCUUCCCGCGGUGACGGUUAUGGGUCGGAAGCGGUGUGUCGGUGCAGAUUGUUCCAAGAUGGCGGCCGGGUGCUGCGGGGUGAAGAAGCAGAAACUGUCGGGAUCGCCCGGGUCGGGGGGUCCCGGCGGGGUGGGGGCGGGAAGCGGGGUGGCAGGAACCGGACAUUGUGGCUCGGAGUUGGGGAUUGGCUCCUCCGCGACAGUUGCAGCAGCGGCGAACGUAAGCAGAGCUAACGGCCUGGGGGGACCCGGGGGUAACGUUAGCGGCAGCAGUAGUAGUGGUAGCAGCGGCACAAACGCUCUGUCCCCAGCCCCGGCCGGUUACACUACAUCCGGCCUCUCCCCGAAUCUUAGUCCGGGACCUGGUUCGGGAAGUGGAGGCAGAAAAAUGGUCGUCUCAGCGGAGAUGUGCUGCUUCUGUUUUGACGUGCUUUAUUGCCAUCUGUACGGAUACCAACCUCCGAGAACACCCAGGUUUACAAAUGAUCCCUACCCGCUGUUUGUCACAUGGAAAAUAGGCAGAGACAAGCGGUUGAGGGGUUGUAUAGGUACAUUUUCUGCCAUGAAUCUGCACUCAGGACUCAGGGAGUACACCCUUACCAGUGCCCUUAAAGACAGCCGCUUCCCCCCUAUGACAAGGGAUGAGCUGCCUCGCCUCUUCUGCUCAGUGUCUCUUCUCACCAACUUUGAAGACGUCGGUGAUUACCUUGACUGGGAGGUGGGUGUUCACGGUAUUAGGAUAGAGUUUUUCAAUGAAAAAGGAUCAAAGCGCACCGCCACCUACCUACCAGAGGUUGCAAAGGAGCAAGGUUGGGACCACAUUCAAACCAUAGAUUCCUUACUACGAAAGGGAGGUUACAAAGCUCCCAUCACAAAUGACUUCAGGAAGACCAUUAAGUUAACCAGGUACCGUAGCGAGAAGAUGACGAUGGGUUAUGCAGAGUACAUCGCCCACCGCCAGCACCAUCACUACCAGAAUGGCAUUGGGCACCCUCUACCACCCUACAACCAUUAUUCCUGACAGCGAGCCGCAUGACCAAUCAUUGGACCUCUCCGCGGACCUUUUCCCAGGAGAGCCCGCCCCCUCCUGGUCUAGCUAUUUCUACUACUGUACCAUUUUAUGAUGAUAGUUUCCGUUGCCAUGCUGGCCGUCUCCCAGACGUUGACAUGGCAACGGGUGGCAACGAAGCAUCAUUUGAUCAUGGCAAGAAAUCCACACGUUUCCUUUACUUUGCCUGUGGUUAAGUUUUUGCAGCAUAUGUAUACCUAUAUCUAUAACCCCCUUCAUUCAUAUUUUUGGAAAUGAAACAAAUAUUAGAUUUUAUUAAUCCUUUCAGCAAACCUAAUCAGGUGUUUGAUUCUGUGGAUGGAAGGAAGUCUCUUACAGUGGAUUAGUCUUGCGCUUACUAUGUUUAGGCUUUGCUACAAUUUUACAUUUACUAAAACAAUUCUUCUUUUUUUCCUUAUUUACUUUACUAUCGAGACAUGUAACACCAUGUAGCAAGGCAACUGCAGUUCUCAAAGGCUGUGUCGUCUCUACUCUUGAUUCCUCUCAAAAAAAAAAAAAAAUGAGUGUUGAGGUUGUUUUCGCCUUGUAAACUCUUGUAGUGUUGUAGUUGGAACAAUGUAUGAGGAUAUGUAUACUCCAAAGUAUAGAUAGUAGGACUGUGGAGCCCUUUGACCAGUGUCUGCUGGUAGUGUUUAUUGACGGGGCUCACAGUCGUGAGUGUGUGUGUGUGUGUGUAUUUCUGUGAGUGGAUUUAGACAUUGGUCUGCCACGAGAUAAAACCCAGUAGAUUUAAUUAGAAAUUGGAUUUUACCUAAAGAUUCCCUUCAGAUAAUUUUGAAACCUCCCCCCUCCUCCUCCUCCUCCUCCGAGUAUUUGUCGUGUUUAGUGUUGGAACCUUUAACCGAGUUUAUUUGGCUGGAGCUCACAGCUACGUUCCCUCUUUUAAUUUUUUUUGUAACUUUUUUCAAAUUUGAAGUAAUUGCGGAGGAAGCCAUUUGUCAGAGGAUAAUCAUUUUCGUGCAGGUGAUUUGUUAACUGUGUAAAAUGGGCUAUGAGAGAACCUGAUUUCCCCGUAUUGGAGAGGGGGAGCAGACGUAACAACAGGUCCCUAGGAAAAACAAAAAUGCACGAACUGUGCUCACACUUAAAUUUGAAGUGUCUGUUGGUUUAUUGAGUUUACUGUCAGGGAGUCACUCGACAGGGAUGUAUUCUACCUACUUAAAGCCAUAUUCUCUUUUUAUUCCACACUUGUGUCGUUUGGCUCGAGGUGUUUGUAUUCGGUAACCUCCGGUAGAUGUGUCGAGUGUCGAGCGCCUGAAUGCGAACGUGCGGCCGCCGGCCUCAGGCCAGGCUGCGUCACCGAAUGCUCGUCGAACCCCGGCGCUUUCAGCCAUAUGUCGGAUGUCUCGUAUAUGUCGCCCGUGUCGUCGUGGAAACAUUGUCUUGCCUUUUCAGAUUAUAGCUAACCAUUGUCACUCGUUCACAAAGAAUGAUGUAUUAAAAUAGUCAUUUUUUUAAGCGGCGCCGCCACGUGACGCGCGGAGGAAGUGAUCAUACAUGUUCGUGUCAUUUAGAAGUGCAUGUCAUAGUGCUGUUUAAGGGGGAAAAAGAAGCUGUGGCAGUUUAGUUGUUGAAACCGCACCACCACCACCUCCUCUAAUGCUCUGCUCUUCAGUGAGAUCCCGUUGACUUGUGUGUGUGCGCGUGCGUUUCCUCGGCACAGGGAAUGUUUUGAUCCGUGGUCUGUUUUGUCAGCUGUUUGGCACUAAGUUACAGCAAACACAGUUGAAUUAGACGGAGCAGAUUCUCAGCAUGAGGCCGGGCGGCUCCCGGUUUAGGUCUGCAUAUACAUAUAUAUAUAAAAAAAAAUAAAUAAAUAUAUAAAAGAAAAGCCAGGGCUUUGUAAGGACUUAAGAAGCCAUUUCCCAUUUAAAUAAUACUUGUUGUGAGUCACAUCCACACACACUAGCCUAGAUGGAUUUGCUUUCCAGAAUGUCUGACCUCUUUAAAGGGUCGCCACUCGGUCCGUUUCGUUUUUGGGCUUUUUAGUUUGCCAGCUGGGAUUUUUGAGAGGUUCUUGUUACUUGACCAACAUCUUUCUUUGUAACAGCCUUUACUAACUGACAGGUUAUUUUUUCCUUUAUGCAAAAUGUCAAGGGCUUUUGGCACUCCAUCCACAGUAACCCGAAAUGACCCAGAUUUCAGUUGUGUUGCCUUAAAUGAAUGAUUUAAAAACCAAUGGACCAGGAGAUGACGCUCGGGAGUGUUCCUCCGUCCCUAUAUGUCUCGGCUCCAUCUUCGCGCCACACUAUAGGGAUGAUGUUUUCCUCCGUUUGAAUACUAAUGCGCUCCCGGGCAUAUGGUGCAUCCCGUAUACCUGCCGCAUCCUGUCUGCUCACAUCUUACCAGCUGGUCGCUUUCACAAGCCCUGCGCACACUUCACAGACAUACCCCCAUAAAACAAAAUUGGGUUGUGUCUCCCCCCCUGUGUCUUUAGGAAAAUACACCCAUACCUGCAUUACACACUACACAAAGAAGAGGAACACUCAAGGAUUAAUUUCCUGGUCCAUUGAAUACAGCACAACCUGAAUUAUUCUGCUGCAAAACCAAAUUGACCAUGCUCUUUUACAUAUAUGUCUUUGUAUACACAUGCAAUGUACUUGGUUGCAUGUAUGUAUGAGUAUGAGACCUAUGGUUUUUAUCCAUGAUAUGCUUGAUCUAUGGCUUAGACACUCUUAUUAACCAUUAAGAGAUUUAAAAGACAAAUAUGGUGCUAUCAGACCUCAUAUUGGGGUGGUCACAGCUCGUGACUGGUCAUGCGGACUCAUCGAUCAUAUCAUACUUAAGAUGUUACAUGUAAGGUUUUCUCUCUAGUACACUGCUGUGAAAUGAGUCGUGACGGCACAUUUUGCGGCGCCGAAUGAUGACCGUCACGGACAGUAGCCCCACGAACAUCUGCUUUCGUUAACGUUCAAUGUGGGCGACUUUGGGAUCAAUUCCCUAUGGGAACAACACAGAAAUGAUAAAGAAGAAUUCCCAGCUGCAACACGUCAUAGGAGCUAAGGAAUGUACUGUUAGUGGUCGUUAUUACAACUUAACAGCGAUAUAUUAAGAGAAAAUCCUACAUGUGUUAACCUUUACUAUCCUUGAUAUAUGCAGAUCUGUUCAACAGGUGUUUAUUUUUUUUUUCCUACCAGUGCAAGUCAACACCCAUGCAGGUUUGAAAGGACAAGAAGUCACACAAUAACCUCCUUCCCCCUCGAUUACUCCUACACUGUGGCCCAACCUCAUGGCCUAGUCUGUCAUGGUGUGAUGCGUGUCGUUCGGUAGGUGGUGGCAGUAGUAGUAGUAGUAAUAGUAGUAGUACUAGUGGUCGUUGUCUCUCCUGGAAGAUUGGAUGUUGCUCCUAACACGGAGCACAUCCUCAGUUUUCCUCCUAGCUGCUGAAUCGUUUGACCUCCUCUGAAAGGGCAGGGAAAGGUCCCGUCACCGAGGCUUCCACGGCCUCUUUUAAACCGCGCCGAUGGCAACCAUCUCCUAGAUCCGGGACGAAGAGUUUUUAACGUAGAACGCGCAGAACAUGAUCCUGCGUCUGUACGGAUUUAAGUGUUUAAAGCAUUGAUACCUCAUGGGACGUUAUGGAACGACAUUAGUAGUUCAUUGUAGCAGAUUGUGUUUUGGUUCCAUACCAGGGUUAGAGUUCAGCCUCAGCAUUCCUUGUGCGGUCAUUCUCAUGUUUCAUGGAAUGCUCAAGCUCGUGUUACCUUCGUAUGUCUGACUGAACCAAAGAUGCCAGCGGCCAUGCCCAAAUGCUGCUCUUCAGGCCUGGCUUCCUGUCCUUCCAAAAACACCCCUGCAAUUGACAAAAUGUUCUUUUAUGUCUUUUUUUUUUUUUUUUUUGUUUGUUUUGUUUUGUGCGAUUUCUCAACUGUCUUGACUUAUUAAGCGACCCAGUUCUUCAAUGAAUUUUCAUUGAGUCCAUCUCUGAAGCUGUACACGGCGUCAAGGAUGGGAAGAGUGGUUGCAAAUUGUUGUUACUUGUUUUGUUUAUUAUUAUUAGUAUUAUUAUUAUUAUUAUUGCUAUAAUUUUCAAAAAUGAAAAUCCCAUGGUGUGCCUCCUAGCUUUAUGGGUUUCUAAAUGUUUUUUUCCCUAAAGACCAGCAGUUAUACUUUGUAUAAAAGAUGGAUUUUUCCUUAUUUUUUAUGCCAUUAAAGAUGAAGAAGCCUGUUUUCUUUACUCUGGACCCAGUAGCUGCACUGGUUAUACAAUCGCACUGAUAGAUGAGUAAAAAAAAAAAAAAAAAAAAAAGAAGAAGAAGUGAAUCAAUAAUAAUAAUAAUGAUAAUGACAAAUGAAAUAAGAACUACAAUAAACUUGUGUUUGAAACUUUUUAUUAUAAAAAUAUACAAAAAAACAAACAUAAAAAAAGAAAAUGACUGUUUUUGUACAUCAAAAUAAAUUCUUUUCAGAAGAAUAUUUUGGAUCUAGUUUCAAAAUUAUUUUAGUGGUUUUCUAUGUUCUGAAUUUUUGAGACACUGACUUCGAAGACGUGUCACUGUACAAAAUGACUUUUUUCUGUUGCAGUGGCCUGAUGGGCUGGGAGGGUUGCCUGGUGUAACUCCUCAUACCAACUUUUCUUUCUUUUUUUUUCUUCUUUUUUUUGUUUUCCAUUUUGGAUCUUUUUUUUUUCUCUCUCUCUCUCCUCUGCUUUAGUAACUUGAAAAAUGUUGAUGGAAUAAUAUGAACUGGGAACUUUAAAUCCAUCCCCACCCCUGUAGAGCUAGCCACCCACCCCCACCUUCUUUCCUAUUGAAUUGCUGUUAGUGUGACGAGACUUGAAACGGGCAUUUAUUAUAAUAGUAUGACUCCAAAAGAAAAAAAAAAAAAGAACACACACUUACAAAAAAAAAAAAGAAUUUUGCAGAAACUUGCAAAAUAAAAGUGUGGGGAGGGUUGAAAGAAUAUAUAUAGAUGGGUUAUCUGAGUAUGUAAGCAAUGGCUGUGAAGAUAAUGUAGUUUUAAACAUUGUUAUUACCUUUUAAAAUCAUUUAUUCAAUAAAAAAAUACAAAAAUCAA
Mugil cephalus (flathead mullet) is the source of this 7244-nucleotide messenger RNA. RefSeq names its product AMMECR nuclear protein 1 (gene ammecr1). Bases 1179 to 2180 code for a protein of 333 amino acids. The transcript is spliced from 6 exons. The record is from RefSeq and is a predicted model, not a curated record. Lineage: Eukaryota; Metazoa; Chordata; Actinopteri; Mugiliformes; Mugilidae.